UGGUCAAGGAUAUGACAGAGGGGGUCUACUAUAAAUAUAGCUUUCCCUCUUUUUCGGUCUACAACUACUCGCCGGAUUGAAUGAUUCUAUAUUAAUUGCUUCAAUUUUAUUUUUUUGAUUUUGUGAUUUCCUUAGAUAAUUGCUGCUCACACAUACAAUGGGCGAGAUCCAGCCAGAAAUUUAUAUUCUCAGUCGAGACGCCGAGGAAUCCGCGCGUCUCAACCGCCAACAUGAAAUUCUACUCGAAAUUUAUGGAAACAACCUGAUCCAUCCGUCCAUUCCUAAAGAGAACCUUCACAGCGUAGCGGAUCUUGCAACCGGCACGGGAAUUUGGCUACGAGAUGCUGCCACCGUGUUAAGCAUGUGGAAUCGCAAUCCAUCGAGUCCAUACUACCUUCACGGCUCUGAUAUUUCAUCGGCCCAGUUCCAGCCCAUUCCUGCGCAAGCCAACGCAGAAAUCCAGCUUUCCCUGCAGAACUGUCUCGAGCCUUUUCCAGCGGAGCAUCACGGACGGUAUGAUUUCGUGCAUGUGCGAUUAUUAGUUGGUGCUCUGAGGAAGGGCGAGUAUGAGCUCGCCAUAAAGAACGUAUUCGAUAUUCUGAGACCCGGUGGCUAUUUCCAAUGGGAAGAAAUAGACAUGAACUCCAUCAGAAGCGAUAUAUCCCCCCAACCACCAAGCCUCAUAGAAGCGCGUGGCCUUCUGCUUGACUCCUUAAACAAGUCCGACCUCUACACAAAGCCCGCAGGGCACAUCAAGAGCGGAGCGGAACGUAUCGGCUUUGGUAACCUCCACAUCGAGGAAUACAAUAGUACUGCAAGACCGCAUCUGCGAGAUUGGUCCCGUGCCUGGCUUACCCAGGGACUCCAAUCGUUGAUACCGAUGUCCCUGAUAAGACUUGGAAAGGCGAGUGAGGAAGAUGUUGCUAAGGAGAUGGCGGAGGAAUUGAUGGCUGUGUUUAAGAGGGAGUGUGCUGAGGUGACGGUGGGAUUGACUAUGGACAUGGUUAUUGGAAGGAAACCAGAAAGAUUGAAGAAUGCUCUGUAAUAAUUACCUGUGCUUACUACUACUAUACUCGCGAUUUGAUAAUCCGAUAGUUAACGAUAUUUGGAAUAUAAUUGGCAUCAUGUGUGGUGA
Aspergillus ruber CBS 135680 is the source of this 1135-nucleotide messenger RNA. Its product is annotated as putative LaeA-like methyltransferase. The coding region runs from base 158 to 1045 and encodes 295 amino acids. The transcript is spliced from 4 exons. The record is from RefSeq and is a predicted model, not a curated record. Lineage: Eukaryota; Fungi; Ascomycota; Eurotiomycetes; Eurotiales; Aspergillaceae.